AUGGGAAGUGAUGGCAUGAAUUUUGAUUCUGUGGAAGUAGCAAAGGAUCAUCACUACAUUAACUACACAUCUCAGAAAACCAACAAUGCAAAGAUCAUGAGGGAAUGGAGAAUCCUAAAAGGAAACCUCCCAGAUUCCAUCCAUGUCCAGGUCUACGAAACGAGGAUCGAUCUGCUUCGUGCAGUCAUCAUUGGCCCGGCUGGAACUCCAUACCACGACGGCCUCUUCUUCUUCGACAUCUUCCUGCCAUCCGAUUACCCCAACAUUCCACCGCAAGUGUACUAUCACUCACACGGCUACCGUUUGAAUCCCAAUCUCUAUCACAACGGGAUACUUUGCCUAAGCUUGAUCAACACAUGGAGUGGCACCAUACAAGAGAAGUGGACUGAUACAUCCACCAUUCUCCAGCUCCUUGUCUCAAUCCAAGGCCUUGUCUUGAACUCGAGGCCUUAUUUCAACGAGCCUGUCUACGCGCCAUUGAAAAACACGGAAAACUCUAUGUGGGUAAAGCGUUCCAAUCUCUACAACGAGAAUGCUUUCAUCCUCUCCUGCACCACUAUGGAAAAGAUCAUCAAACGCCCGCCACAGAAUUUUGAGAGCUUUGUGGUUGAGCAUUUUCGACAGCGUGCUGCCCCGUUGAUACAAGCCAUUGAUCGUUAUCAUCAAGGCCGUGUGGUGGUUGGCGAGUUAGGCAUGACAUCACCAUCCUCUUUAGCUUCUCAAGUUACUGUUUCUUCAAAUUUCAAGAUCGAUUUGAAACGGAUUCGAGGCCAACUUGUGCAGGCCCUCGCCUCCCAUUCCAUUCCAGUUCAGACCAAUCCUAUUGCUGCUGCUACCACAGCCGAGUCUGAGAAGAAGGAUGAACACCGUAAAAAGGGGCUUCUCGGUAGAAUCUCUAGCUUUGUUCUCAACAAGAUUUGGAAAAAGAAACAAGUGAAGAGUAGUGCAAUAGAGAGAAAAUGA
Molecule: messenger RNA, 963 nt
Organism: Salvia hispanica
Lineage: Eukaryota; Viridiplantae; Streptophyta; Magnoliopsida; Lamiales; Lamiaceae
Source: RefSeq, a predicted model, not a curated record